This is a messenger RNA of Electrophorus electricus (electric eel), 4966 nucleotides long. It is a transcript of the gene tgfbrap1, whose product is annotated as transforming growth factor, beta receptor associated protein 1. Gene Ontology annotation, biological process: endosomal vesicle fusion; vesicle-mediated transport; intracellular protein transport. The record is from RefSeq and is a predicted model, not a curated record. Gene Ontology annotation, cellular component: membrane; cytoplasm. NCBI's taxonomy places the organism in Eukaryota, Metazoa, Chordata, Actinopteri, Gymnotiformes, Gymnotidae.
CGGAAGCUCGCCUCAGACGGAGCAGGGAGGCCGAGGAGCGCAUCUGUCCGCACACAGAGCCGCAGUGCUGGGAUGUGAACGGCAGCAUGAGUGUGAAGGCCUUCGAGCUCGUGCCCGCCGUGGAGUGGGAGCAGCUGACAGCCGAGAAGGCGCGCGCCGCCGUGGAGUGCAUCGAGUGUUGUGGCGAGCACCUGUACGUGUGCACCAGCGACUGCGUCCUGCAUCACUUCCUGCUGGAGGCGCGCACCACGGCCAAGGGCAGGCACACCUACAGGACUCAGAAGCUCCUGCAGAAGGUGCUGAACUCGAAGAAGCCGGCGGCUGAGCUCAAGGCGGCGUCUGCCCUGGACAGGCUCGUGGUCCUCUGUGACGCCGCUAUCUCAUUGGUAGACAUGCUCACACUGGAAGCAGUUCCAUCCGGUGGAGCAAAGCUCCGGGGCGUAACGGCGUUCUCUGUGAACGAGAACCCGGUGACGGGCGAUGCCUUCUGCGUGGAGAUGGCGGUUGUGUCGGCACGGCGACGGGCUGUCCACAUCUGCACUGUGCACGAGGACCGCGUGCAGGUGCUGAAGGAAGUGGUCACACCUGAGCAGCCGUGCGCGCUCGCGAUGGACGGCUACUUCCUGUGCCUGGCAUUGCCCAUGCAGUACAUGAUUCUGAACUACAGCACGGGGGUGUCACAGGAUCUCUUCCCCUACAACAGCCAGGAGAGGAAGCCCAUCGUGAAGAGGAUCGGCAGGGAGGAGUUUCUCCUGGCCGCCCCAGGGGGCCUCGGGAUGUUUGCUAAUGCAGAGGGCAUAUCCCAGCGCGCACCGGUAAGCUGGUCAGAGGGCGUGCUUGCUGCAGCUGUGUGUUUCCCCUACGUGGUGGCCCUGGACGAGGGCUUCGUCACCGUGCACAGCAUGCUGGACCAGCAGCUCAAGCAGACGCUCUCCUUCCGAGAGGGACACGUCUUGCAGGACUUCGAAGGGAAGGUGCUGUUGGCCUCCACAAAGGCAGUGUUCGUGCUGGUGCCUCUGCCCCUGGAGACCCAGAUCCAGGACCUGCUGGCCAGCCGCCGCGUGGAGGAGGCGCUUGUCCUCACGGAGGGCGCGCAGAGAAACAUUCCCAAAGACAAGUUCCAGAUGUUACACAAACGAAUUCUCCAGCAAGCAGGAUUCAUCCAGUUUGGGCAGCUGCAGUUCUCCGAAGCGAAAGAGCAUUUUAGGAGAGGGCAGCUGGACGUGCGUGAGCUGAUCUCCCUGUACCCGCUGUUGCUGCCCGCCUCGUCCUCGUUUACGCGCUGCCAGCCUCCUCUGCACGAGUUCGCUGACCUCAGCCAGCUGGCGCAGGGAGACCCGGAAAAGGUCGAGCGCUGUAAGCACUUCCUCAUCGGCUACCUGCGCGAGGCGCGAGCCGGCGAGGCCGCCAAUGGCUUCCGCGAGGAUGUGGACACAGCGCUGCUGAAACUUUACGCUGAGGCGGGUCACGAUAGCCUGCUGGACCUGCUGGCCUCGGAGAAUGCCUGUCUGCUGGCUGACAGCGCCCCCUGGCUGGAGAAGCACCACAGGUACUUUGCACUUGGGAUUCUCUAUCACUACAAUGGUCAGGAUGCAGUCGCACUGCAGCUGUGGGUGCGAGUGGUUAAUGGAGACCUGUGUGACCCCACGUGCACCAACCUCUUCCAGUACAUUGUGGAUUUCCUGAGCCGCUGCCCCAACCUGGACCUGGUGUGGAAGUAUGCAGACUGGGCCCUUCAGAAGGACCAGAAGAUUGGGGUUCAGAUUUUCACUAAGAGGCCCAUCUCCAAAGAGCUGCUGAACGCAGAUGACGUGAUCACGUACCUGCAGAAGCACCACAGAGCCCUCCUGCUGUACCUGGAGCACCUGGUGCUGGAGCGCAAAGUUCAGAGAGAGAAGUACCACACCCACCUGGCCGUGCUGUACGCCGACCAGGUGCUGGGGCUCCUGUCUCGGCCUGCGGACACCCGGGAGCACCUGGCCUCUGCCCGCACAAAACUGCAGCACUUGCUGAGGGAGUCCAGCUUGUACAGAGUGCAGCUGCUGCUAGGUAAAUUGCAGGACUCAGAGCUGUUGCUGGUGGAAAGGGCCAUACUGCACGGUAAACUGGACGAGCAUGACACAGCCCUGCACAUCCUGGUUCACCAGCUCAGAGACACCACGGCCGCCGAGGACUACUGCACCUGGGCUUCGGCGGCCCGUGGCCACGCCCAUCGCCGCCGCCUCUACCACCAUCUUCUGGGCAGAUAUCUCGACCCGGACAUGCCUGGUGGACCGCGGGCUGUGGAGGCCGUGGACUUGCUCAACCGCCAUUCCGAAGUUUUCGACGCAGUGCAGGUUUUAAAACUCCUCCCAGAGGCGUGGUCUCUGGGGUUGCUACACCCCUUCCUGUGCGGGGCGUUGAGGGCGAGCGUGCAUGCCUGCCGGACCACCCAGGUUGCACUGGGGCUCGCCCGAGCGGAGAACCUGCAGCUACACCGUGACAGGCUAAAGUAUCGGGGUGGCCCCAUCCUCAUGUCAGAGAAGAAGGGCUGCCAUCUGUGCCACAACACCUUCAGGGAUCCGGAGUGCAUGUGCCUUCCCGGAGGCACGCCCGUACACACCCACUGUGCCGCCCAGAAGCUUCAGGACACGCCCAUCAAGCGGCGGCUAGACCGCACCCACACCAGCAACCACACGUGAAGUCGUCUAGGGCUCGGCUGCCCUCCGGGGAACAGCAGCUGACCGCCCCGCCCCCGGACAGCUGAAGGGCACGUGGGUGGUGUCUGAGGCACAGGCGCAUGGACACUGCAUCGUGGGUAACGGUGAUCAGGGCCGGUUUAUGCAUGUACAUGUAAAAGGAGAGGGAGGGGUGUAGAGAUGGUGUGUGCAAGUGUGGGCGCGGGUGAUUGUGUAUGAGAACCUGUUCAUUCACACUCCCCACUCCGUGUGUGUGUGUGUUCUCAACACUGAUAUCCUGUUGAGCUGGUUUAUUUUUUUUAUAGUUCUGGAGAUCUGUUGAUGAUUCAGUCCACCGCUGUACCCCGUAACGUGGGGUCCCGCGUCUGGUGGGAUGCUUCAGGACCUUCUACUGGAAGUCUGCAUGUCUUUACGUCAUCCAGCAGGAGUCAUGAUCCAGGGUGACAGUGUCCGGGGUGGUUUCCAUGGUAACGAUUUAACCAUUACCAAAUCCGAUGAAACCACUGUAUCCACUGAUGGCUUGGACGUUAAAGAGAGGCUCCUGUCUUAGUCUCGUCAUGCACACAAAAGCGCUUGUUAAUGCUGUAAGCAAAAGACUUUGCUUUUUUUACAUUUUAUUAACUUUAACAGCAAAGUUCUUUUCAUCUCUACUCGCAGAGUGAAAGUGACGUUUCUGUAGCAGUUUCAGAAUCAGUAAGUCGUCCUGGUAAAGUUGUAUAAAACUUAACUGCAGACAUAAUAUGGAUAAAAGGGACUCAUGACCAGAUCAUCUUUUGUGAAAACACUUAGUCUUUUAAUUCAGUUACAAUACUAUAUUGUAAUAUGUGUGGUGUAUAUACUAUAAAUCAUAUUACUUUGGUUUCAAGAUAAGCACAUCUUGAGAAGGAUAUGUGAACCGUCCUGCUCUGAAGACGUGUCUGUCCCCAGCAAACGACUGCACACGUCAUCUUGACAUGAUGAGGUCUUCUGUUUCAGAAUUCAUGUUGAACACGAUGACAGAUUCUGGCACUUGUUAUUACGUGCGCGUGUGUGCGUGUGUGAGAGACCUGCCCCUUCCCAUCAGCCCCUCUGUGGUCCCUCCACGUGUACAGGGUCAUGUCUGAGAUCUGUCAUCCUGUGUCUUAACAAGUCUAAACUGUAACUAAUUUCUGAUCAAAGUGAUGAGUAUUUUUCUUAUUGAAUUUGUAAUUUUAAGGUAUAGAAUGUCAAAAAGGAGAUGGGAUCUUGCAAAAUAACAUGGCACCCGCUAUUUGAGUGUUUUUGAAAAGGAUGUCACAUUUCCAAGAUGUGAUGUGCAUGUGUACUGUUAGAGGGGUGCUUGGGUUAUGUUAAUCUGAAGGAGUCAGACAGGUCCAGAUUAGGGGUGUGAUUAGGACACCAGCCCUGCUGAAGGGCCUCUUGAAAAUCUCGCACACAGAACGAACACUGCCUACACUGUCAAUAUUAAUGCAACCCGAGACUGACCUGGGAACAGUACAGACGUUCAUCUGCUGUUGAAGAGACAAUGCUACUGGCUCAUGGACUGUUCCUAAACCAGCUCUACUCCAGAAGAAACACACGCUGGCUCACAAUAGGGGUCAGUUUAUUGGGGGUUUAGCAUUAUCACAGCAGAAGGUGCUGUUCAGAAAUGAAGGGGGAAAAAAACUCAAAUAUAUUCAACUGGAAAUAAACACCAGUUACUGUUGAAUUUGUAUGAAAUUUCAGCUUUUCAUAAAUGAAACAAUGAACUACAUGUCCACAGCAAAGAAACAAGACUAAUUAAAAAUUCAUUGAAACAUGCCUUCCAGUGGCUUUUCCCAUCAGAACACACGUGACCCAUGUAGGGUUUUGUGCAACUUGUUUCCAACAUGUAAAAUCUCUGGCCCAUUUUUCCAGAUACACUAGUUUUAUUGGUCGUCUUAACCACUGGGGUGGACGUUGAGGUGGCUUCAGGUCCUGGCCUCUUACGAUGCCUCGUUCAGUUUGCGAUGCUUCAAAACGUCAGGGGCCAAGAAGCUUCUUUCGGGGUUGUUGCGUAGCUGUUAUCCUGGUCGUAUGUAAUUAAAUUUCUACUUUCCUGUCCCGGACUACCUAUAAAGAACACGGAACUUCAGUCCUCUGGUCAAAAAGUGCAGUUGGGCUUCUGCCUCUUUCUAAUGACUCAAGAAUUUUUAGAUGCACAUGUGCUCAGCUGUACAUACUGUAUUUAUUAUCGUUUGUUGCUUUGUACAUCAAUGCCAGUGCAAGUGGAAUGUACAAAAAUGUAAAAGACAACCGUUUUAAUAAACAUGACUAUGCUUGUUACUGGU